AUGUAUAAACCAAAAAAUGAAUAUAUUUUUUUGUCUUUUUUUUCCUAUUUACCACUACUAACUAAAGUAGAACGAAAUUUUGUAUCAAAAAGUUACACAAAAAAAGACACUCUUCCUUCAAAACCGGUAGAAGGAAGAAUCCCUACAAUUUUAGAACAAGCAACAGGAAUUGAAAAAUUUGAACUUUUAAAGAAAAUAGCAGGAGAGGAGGCAUUUGAUCUUGAGCCUCUUGAUGCAAGCCGUAUGGGAACACUUAAAGACCCCAUUAUUGUUAAAAGCUUCGAAAAAACACGCUUAAUAGGAUGUACAGGAUUCCCUGCAGAUUCCCAUAAUGUACUUUGGUUUGAAUUAUCUAAGGACCGACAAAAUUCACGAUGUCCAGAAUGCGGUAAUGUCUAUAAAUUAGAUUUUAUUGGUGUAGAAAAUACAAGUAACCAUCAUUAA
Pneumocystis jirovecii RU7 is the source of this 444-nucleotide messenger RNA. RefSeq names its product cytochrome c oxidase subunit IV. Gene Ontology annotation, cellular component: mitochondrial envelope. Gene Ontology annotation, biological process: mitochondrial electron transport, cytochrome c to oxygen. Bases 1 to 444 code for a protein of 147 amino acids. The transcript has a single exon. Lineage: Eukaryota; Fungi; Ascomycota; Pneumocystomycetes; Pneumocystales; Pneumocystaceae. The record is from RefSeq and is a predicted model, not a curated record.